This is a messenger RNA of Balearica regulorum gibbericeps (East African grey crowned-crane), 2828 nucleotides long. The record is from RefSeq and is a predicted model, not a curated record. Lineage: Eukaryota; Metazoa; Chordata; Aves; Gruiformes; Gruidae.
ACUCCAAAGUCUUCCUCAUCUACAACACGGGUGUGCAGGGCUGUCUGGAGACGAAGGACUCUCUGGUGAGACUUGCCAAGGGCUGCAACACCAGCACCCCAGCCCAGCAGUGGAAAUGGGUCUCACGAAAUCGCCUCUUCAACGUGGGGGCCAUGCAGUGCCUAGGAGUGUCAUGGCACGGGGCCAAUGCCACGGCAGGGCAGCACCCCUUGGCCACCUACGAGUGCGACCGUGAGUCUGUCAACAUGCGCUGGAGCUGCCGUGGCCUCGGGGAGCAGCUCUCGCAGCAUCUUGGUGCCCGCCCAGGCAAUUCCUCCCUGGACAGGGGGGACCAGGCGCGCGGCUCGCAGUGGAGGACGUACGGCACCGAGGAGGAUCUGUGCUCCGUGCCAUACUCUGAGAUUUACACCAUCCAAGGCAACUCCCAUGGGAAGCCGUGCACCAUCCCCUUCAAGUAUGACAACCAGUGGUUUCAUGAGUGCACCAGCACAGGGCGGGAGGACGGCCAUCUCUGGUGUGCCACCACCCAGGACUACGGCAAGGAUGAGCGAUGGGGCUUCUGCCCCAUAAAGAGCAACGACUGCGAGACCUUUUGGGACAAGGACCACCUCACCAACAGCUGCUACCAGUUCAAUUUCCAGUCGACGCUGUCAUGGCGGGAGGCCUGGAAUAGCUGCGAGCAGCAAGGGGCCAACCUGCUCAGCAUCACCGAGAUCCAUGAACAGACCUAUAUCAACGGGCUGCUGACAGGGUACAGCUCCACGCUCUGGAUUGGGCUCAACGACCUGGACAUCAAUGGAGGCUGGCAGUGGUCAGACAACUCGCCCCUCAAGUACCUCAACUGGGAGAGCGACCAGCCAGACAACCCCAGUGAGGAGAACUGCGGGGUGAUCCGCACUGAGUCGUCCGGGGGAUGGCAGAACCGCGACUGCGGCAUCGCCCUCCCCUACGUCUGCAAGAAGAAGCCCAAUGCCACCGCCGACCCCUUCCUGACGGACUCGUGGUCGGAGGUGAAGGUGGACUGCGAGCCCAGCUGGCAGCCCUUCCAGUCCAACUGCUACCGUCUGGUGGGAGAGAAGAAGAGCUGGCAGGAGGCGAAGAAGACCUGCCUGCGGAGCGGGGGGGACCUGGUCAGCAUCCACACCCUCUCCGAGCUGGAGUUUGUCACCAAGCAGAUCAAGCAAGAUGUGGAGGAGCUCUGGAUUGGCCUAAAUGACCUCAAGCUGCAGAUGAACUUUGAGUGGUCAGAUGGGACACCUGUGAGGUUCACCUACUGGCACCCCUUCGAGCCCAACAACUUCCGCGACAGCCUGGAAGACUGUGUGACUAUCUGGGGACCGGAAGGGAGGUGGAACGACAGCCCGUGCAACCAGACCCUGCCGUCCAUCUGCAAAAAGCCCGGUCGGGUGAGCCAAGAGAAGGAUGAGGAUGACCACGGGUGCCGAAAGGGCUGGAAGUGGCACAGCCCCUCCUGCUUCUGGCUGGGCGAGGACCGUGUGCCCUACAGUGACGCCCGUAAGAUGUGCUCCGACUAUGGCUCCACGCUGGUCACCAUCACUAACAGGUUUGAGCAGGCCUAUGUCAGCAGCCUCAUCUACGGCUGGGAUGGGGAGUAUUUUUGGACAGCACUGCAGGACAUCAAUGAGACAGGCGCUUUCCGCUGGCUGAGCGGUGACGAGGUCAUGUACACCCACUGGAACCGCGACCAGCCCGGUUACAACAAGGGUGGCUGCGUGGCCCUGGCCACCGGCAGCUCAGUGGGGCUGUGGGAGGUGAAGAACUGCAGCACCUUCAAGGCCAAGUACAUCUGCCGGCAGAACCUGGGCACCCCGGUCAACCCCGAGCUGCCCAGUCCCUACCCCACACCCAGCCUUGCCACCACCUGCCCCCCAGGAUGGAGCUCCGAUGCCAAGCUCCGUCACUGCUACAAGGUGUUCAACUUUGAAAAAUUGCAAGAGAAGAAGACGUGGAUUGCGGCUCAGGAGUUUUGCCGGGAGCUGGGAGCCCAGCUGCUCAGCCUGGGCAGUUACGAGGAGGAGCAUUUCGUCGCCAACACCCUCAACAAGAUUUUCGGGGAGUCGGAGCCGGAACUCCACGAGCAGCACUGGUUCUGGAUCGGCCUGAACCGGCGGGACCCCGCAGGGGACAGGAGCUGGAGGUGGAGCGACGGGCUGGGGUUUUUCUACCACAACUUUGACCGCAGUAACUACGAUGAUGAUGACAUCCGGACCUGCGUGGUGCUGGACCUGGCCUCCCUGCAGUGGAUGCCAAUGCAGUGCGAAGCCCAGCUGGACUGGAUCUGCAAACUACCUAAAGGGGCCGAUGUGAAGGAGCCGGAGAUCACGACCCAAGGCAGCAAAGAGUGGUUGAAGUACCAGGAGGCUGAGUACAAGUUCUUCGAGCACCACUCAACAUGGGUGCAGGCUCAGCGCAUCUGCAGCUGGUUCCAGGCGGAACUGGUGUCGGUGCAUGGCGAGGCUGAGCUGCGCUUCCUGGGCCAGAACCUGAAGAAGUUCUCCAGGGGCCAGGAGCAACACUGGUGGAUCGGGCUGCACACCUACGAGAACGACGGGAGGUUCAAGUGGUCUGACGGGUCCCUCCUCAACUUCAUCUCCUGGGCACCAGGCAAGCCCCGGCCCAUCAACAAGGACAAGAAGUGUGUGUACAUGACGGCUAGCAGAGAGGACUGGGGUGACCAGAAGUGCCUAACAGCACUGCCCUACAUCUGCAAGCGGAGCAAUGGGACGGCCGCGAAGCCUUCCCUCCCUCCGCUGCCCGCUCCUGUGAGCGGAGGCUGUCCCCAUGGCUGGUUUCCCUUCCUCAGCAAG